AUGAAUAGAGGGCAAAGAAAGAAAGAGUUGGAAGCAGAAUCCCAGAAAAUUUCCAGUAGCGUUCCAUCAGGGGAACGAAUGAGCAAGGUUGCAGGCCAUCUUAUCUGCGAGAAAUUUCAGAUGAAAGGGUAUGAAGAAACUGGUGGAGAGCACAAGACAUCAGACAGUGCUGGUCCUCAGGCACCAAAACAAGUUCAGAACAACGUCAUUGAUGUAAUGAAGGUCAAGGCACCUGUCAAUCAAAUGCUAUCUCAUGUCCAGUCUUUAGCUCUUAAUCCGACAUAUCUGAAGGAAGGCGACUCUCUUGAUAUGGUUGAAGAAUUUGUUUCUGCAUUCAGAAGUUCAAUCUAUAGCAAUGGAUCCAACUACAAAAUGUACAACCAAGAUAAAUCAGGAAGAACAAAGAGAAAGUCCCAAGAAUCUGAACCUGGGACGUCAGGGGUGGAGCAAAAUCUGGCUGCCCAAAGUUCUGCUGAUUAUAGAUCAAGGUCAAAAAAGCCCAAAAGGAAUGAAGAAGCAAAAUUGGAAAAGCUCAAACUCAGGCAAGCUGCCAGGGCAACAGAUGUGAAGACAAAUGACAAGGAAUCAGAUGGGAAAGCUCCGGCUGCUGCUGCCCUUUAUGUGACAUUUUCCCCAGGAUCUUCUCUUCCUUCAAAGAAUGAUCUUAUUAUAAUAUAUGAAAAAUUCGGGCCUCUGAACGAAGGGGAAACAGAGAUGUUCUACGAUCAUCGCUGUGCAAGAAUUGUCUUUCUAAGGAGCUCCAAAGCUGAGGAAGCCUUCAACGAUUCCCAGCAUGCAAGUCCUUUUGGAGCAGCAAGUGUGACUUUCCAGCUUCGAUAUUUCUCAGCUGAAACUAAGGCCAACAAACUCAGAGAGAUACCAAGCUCAAAAUCUUCUCCUCUAGCCAAGGACGAAACCAACAUGGACAAGGAAUUUGCUUCACAAUCAUCUGCUAAUGAUGUAUCACAACUGAACUAUAUAAAGCAGAAACUUGAGAUGAUGAACUCGAUGCUGGAAAUGUCAGAUGGAGCGGAUAUGAAAUCCAAAUUAGAAAGGGAAAUUAAAGGCCUAUUGGAGAAGGUAAGCACAAUGGUUGGAUCUUGA
This is a messenger RNA of Dovyalis caffra, 1104 nucleotides long. NCBI's taxonomy places the organism in Eukaryota, Viridiplantae, Streptophyta, Magnoliopsida, Malpighiales, Salicaceae. The record is from the annotation of a GenBank genome assembly.